GUGUUUGUUUGAAGUCAAAAAUCGAAAAGGCCCGAAAACAUGAAAAUCAUACAGAAUUUCGUUUUCCUUUUAAAUACAUUUUUACUCAUAUCAGGAAAUUUACAAGACAGUUAUUCAAAAUUAAGAUUCGGUUACAGAUUGGACAGAAAGAUGAUUGAUUCCUAUACUGAGUAUAGUAUACUAGACUGUGUAGAAGAAUGUUUAAGAACCACGCGCUGUAAAUCUGUUAGUUAUUACAAAGGAGCCAACUACUGUGAAAUCAGUUAUGAAAAUGAAACUACUGCCCACGACAAAUACAAAGAAGACAAGGGGUGGACCUACAGCGAGAGAGAGGACUGGGACCCGAAAAUAACAGGAUCUUGUUCGGAGGCAACAUGCAAAAUAUACCAAAAAUGUAUCCCCAAAUCCCUUGGAAGUUAUGAAUGUGUACUAUCAGACUGUGAAAUCCCCCCGGAUGUAGAUGGCGCUGACAUGAAUAGUGUGGAGAGAUGGGAUGCAAUAGGAAUCUAUAGACAGCUGAAUAUAAAGUGCAGAGAUAAGUACAACCUAAAAGGACCAGGGCUUCUCAACUGUCUUUCAAAUGGACAAUGGGAGAUUCAUUUAAUUUGUGGUAUGAAAAGAAGAAUCACAAGUAAUUAA
This is a messenger RNA of Saccostrea cuccullata (small rock oyster), 639 nucleotides long. RefSeq lists its product as uncharacterized. Lineage: Eukaryota; Metazoa; Mollusca; Bivalvia; Ostreida; Ostreidae. The record is from RefSeq and is a predicted model, not a curated record. The transcript has 3 exons. Bases 40 to 639 code for a protein of 199 amino acids.